Camelus dromedarius (Arabian camel) is the source of this 13135-nucleotide messenger RNA. RefSeq names its product plexin A4 (gene PLXNA4). The coding region runs from base 677 to 6358 and encodes 1893 amino acids. Gene Ontology annotation, molecular function: protein binding; semaphorin receptor activity. Gene Ontology annotation, cellular component: semaphorin receptor complex; plasma membrane. NCBI's taxonomy places the organism in Eukaryota, Metazoa, Chordata, Mammalia, Artiodactyla, Camelidae. Gene Ontology annotation, biological process: positive regulation of axonogenesis; regulation of cell shape; regulation of cell migration. The transcript is spliced from 32 exons. The record is from RefSeq and is a predicted model, not a curated record.
UAUAGAUGAGCACCUGCAACUGACUGGAAAUACUAAGUCUGUGGAAGAAAAGCACUCUGGCUACAGAUUAGUUAUUGUGAGCUCAGGUGAGGCUUUUGUCCCAGACUGUGUCCCAUUUCUCCCCAUCCCUCCCUUACCCACUCCUUCACGUACCACACAUGCACUCUCUCUCACCUCCAUUACCAUCCUCAUUCAGUCAUUCAUUCAUUUAUUCAUCAAGAAUUUAAUGGUACUCUACCGCCAGGUGCUGGUGAAUCCCGGUGAAUAAGGAGACAUGGUCCCUGCCUUAAAGGAAGUGGCACUGUAAUGGAGAGUGAUCACAGUGAGCAAGGAUGCACUUAUGAGCUGUGCUGUGGAGGAUUCAGAAGAGGAACCAGUCAGUGGGGAGGGCAGGUUGGCUGAGAUUCGUGAUCAGUUUAAGACCAUGAUGAUUAAGCAGAGGAGUCAGCUGUGUACAGAGCAGAAGUGGGAGGAGCCCAGGCAAAGGGAAUCUGGUGUGGGGAGACCCAGGGAGGAAGCAGAAUUGCUGCGUGAGGCCAAAGGACAUAAUCUCCGCAGCUCCAAGCUCUGGAUGGGCGAGAGGAAUCCCUGGUAGGGAGCCUGCAGUCCUGAGUCCUGGCCCUCCCAGGACACUGCUGUGCCGAGUGCGACUGUGCCCCAAGGACACGUCUCUGAAAUGAAAGCCAUGCCUUGGAACUGGACUUGCCUGCUCUCCCAUCUCCUGAUGGUGGGGAUGGGCUCCUCCACUCUGCUCCCCCGGCAGCCACCCCCGCUGCCCCAGAAGCGGCCUUUUGUCACGUUCCGCGGGGAGCCCGCCGAGAGCUUCAACCACCUGGUGGUGGACGAGAGGACAGGGCACAUUUACGUAGGGGCCGUCAACCGGAUCUACAAGCUCUCCAGUGACCUGAAGGUCCUGGUGACCCACCAGACAGGGCCGGACGAGGACAACCCCAAGUGCUACCCGCCCCGCAUCGUCCAGACGUGCAACGAGCCCCUGACCACCACCAACAACGUCAACAAGAUGCUCCUGAUAGACUACAAGGAGAACAGGCUGAUUGCCUGUGGGAGCCUGUACCAAGGCAUCUGCAAGCUCCUGAGGCUGGAGGACCUCUUCAAGCUGGGGGAGCCUUUCCAUAAGAAGGAGCACUACCUGUCAGGGGUCAACGAGAGUGGCUCCGUCUUUGGGGUGAUCGUCUCCUACAGCAACCUGGACGACAAGCUCUUCAUCGCCACGGCCGUGGACGGGAAGCCGGAGUAUUUCCCCACCAUCUCCAGCCGGAAGCUGACCAAGAACUCAGAGGCGGACGGCAUGUUUGCUUAUGUCUUCCAUGAUGAGUUUGUGGCCUCGAUGAUCAAGAUCCCUUCGGACACCUUUACUGUCAUCCCUGACUUCGACAUCUACUACGUCUACGGCUUCAGCAGUGGCAACUUUGUCUACUUCCUGACCCUUCAGCCUGAGAUGGUGUCUCCCCCAGGCUCCACCACAAAGGAGCAGGUUUACACCUCCAAGCUCGUGAGGCUUUGCAAGGAGGACACGGCCUUCAACUCCUACGUGGAGGUGCCCAUCGGCUGCGAGCGCAGCGGGGUGGAGUACCGCUUGCUGCAGGCUGCCUACCUGUCCAAAGCUGGGGCCGUGCUCGCCCGGACCCUCGGGGUCCGGCCGGAGGACGACCUCCUCUUCACCGUCUUCUCCAAAGGCCAGAAGCGGAAGAUGAAGUCCCUGGACGAGUCAGCCUUGUGUAUCUUCAUCCUGAAGCAGAUCAACGACCGCAUUAAGGAGCGGCUGCAGUCCUGCUACCGGGGCGAGGGCACGCUGGACCUGGCCUGGCUCAAGGUGAAGGACAUCCCCUGCAGCAGCGCGCUCUUAACCAUUGAUGACAACUUCUGUGGCCUGGAUAUGAAUGCCCCCCUGGGAGUGUCUGAGAUGGUGCGUGGCAUCCCCGUCUUCACGGAGGACAGGGACCGCAUGACUUCUGUCAUCGCAUACGUCUACAAGAAUCACUCCCUGGCCUUCGUGGGCACCAAAAGUGGCAAGCUGAAGAAGAUCCGGGUAGAUGGGCCCAGGGGCAACGCCCUCCAGUAUGAGACGGUGCAGGUGGUAGACCCGGGCCCCAUCCUCCGGGAUAUGGCCUUCUCCAAGGACCACGAACAGCUCUACAUCAUGUCAGAAAGGCAGCUCACCAGAGUCCCUGUGGAGUCCUGUGGUCAGUAUCGGAGCUGCAGCGAGUGCCUUGGCUCGGGCGACCCCCACUGUGGCUGGUGUGUGCUCCACAACACGUGCACCCGGAAAGAGCGCUGUGAGCGGUCCAGAGAGCCCCGCAGGUUUGCCUCCGAGAUGAAGCAGUGCGUCCGGCUGACCGUCCAUCCCAGCAACAUCUCUGUGUCUCAGUACAACGUCCUGCUGGUCCUGGAGACAUACAAUGUCCCCGAGCUGUCAGCUGGCGUCAACUGCACCUUUGAGGACCUGUCAGAGAUGGAUGGGCUGGUGGUAGGCAAUCAGAUCCAGUGCUACUCCCCGGCAGCCAAGGAGGUGCCCCGGAUCAUCACGGAGAACGGGGACCAUCAUGUCGUCCAGCUGCAUCUCAAGUCGAAGGAGACGGGCAUGACCUUUGCCAGCACCAGCUUUGUCUUCUACAACUGCAGCGUCCACAAUUCGUGCCUAUCUUGCGUGGAGAGCCCGUACCGCUGCCACUGGUGUAAAUACCGGCACGUCUGCACCCAUGACCCCAAGACUUGCUCCUUCCAGGAAGGCCGGGUGAAGCUGCCUGAGGACUGCCCCCAGCUGCUGCGAGUGGACAAGAUCCUGGUUCCCGUGGAGGUGAUCAAGCCCAUCACUCUGAAGGCCAAGAACCUCCCCCAGCCGCAGUCGGGGCAGCGCGGGUACGAGUGCAUCCUCAGCAUCCAGGGCAGUGAGCAGAGGGUGCCCGCCCUGCGCUUCAACAGCUCCAGCGUGCAGUGCCAGAACACCUCCUAUUCCUACGAAGGCAUGGAGAUCAACAACCUCCCAGUGGAGCUGACAGUCGUAUGGAACGGGCACUUCAACAUCGACAACCCAGCUCAGAAUAAAGUUCACCUCUAUAAGUGCGGCGCCAUGCGCGAGAGCUGCGGGCUGUGCCUCAAGGCGGACCCAGACUUCGAGUGCGGCUGGUGCCAGGGCCAGGGCCAGUGCACGCUGCGGCAGCACUGCCCCAUCCACGAGACCCAGUGGCUGGAGCUGUCGGGCGCCAACAGCAAGUGCACAAACCCCCGCAUCACAGAGAUAAUCCCAGUGACAGGCCCCCGGGAAGGGGGCACCAAGGUCACCAUCCGAGGGGAGAACCUGGGCCUGGAAUUCCGGGACAUUGCCUCCCAUGUCAAGGUGGCCGGCGUGGAGUGCAGCCCUUUGGUGGAUGGCUACAUCCCUGCGGAACAGAUCGUGUGUGAGAUGGGGGAGGCCAAGCCCAGCCAGCACGCCGGCUUCGUGGAGAUCUGCGUGGCCGUGUGUCGGCCCGAGUUCAUGGCCCGGUCCUCGCAGCUCUAUUACUUCAUGACGCUGACUCUCUUGGACCUGAAGCCCAGCCGGGGACCCAUGUCCGGGGGCACCCAGGUGACUAUCACAGGCACCAACCUGAACGCAGGCAGCAACGUGGUGGUGAUGUUCGGGAAGCAGCCCUGCCUCUUCCACAGGCGCUCUCCGUCCUACAUCAUCUGCAACACCACAUCCUCCGAUGAGGUGCUGGAGAGGAAGGUGACAGUGCAGGUGGACAGAGCCAAGAUCCACCAGGACCUGUUCUUCCAGUACGUGGAGGACCCCACCAUCUUGCGGAUCGAGCCUGAGUGGAGCAUCGUCAGUGGGAACACACCCAUCGCCGUGUGGGGGACUCACCUGGACCUCAUACAGAACCCCCAGAUCCGUGCCAAGCAUGGAGGGAAGGAGCACAUCAAUCUCUGUGAGGUGCUGAACGCCACUGAGAUGACUUGCCAGGCUCCCGCCCUGGCUCUGGGGCCCGACCACCAGUCUGACCUGACGGAGAGGCCUGAGGAGUUUGGCUUCAUCCUGGACAACGUGCAGUCCCUGCUAAUCCUCAACAAGACCAACUUCACCUACUACCCCAACCCUGUGUUUGAGGCCUUCGGUCCCUCCGGAAUCCUGGAGCUCAAGCCAGGCACACCCAUCAUCCUAAAGGGCAAAAAUCUGAUCCCACCUGUGGCUGGGGGCAACGUGAAGCUGAACUACACUGUGCUGAUCGGGGAGAAGCCGUGCACUGUAACCGUGUCAGAUGUGCAGCUGCUCUGCGAGUCCCCCAACCUCAUCGGCAGGCACAAAGUGAUGGCCCGAGUCGGUGGCAUGGAGUACUCCCCGGGGAUGGUGUACAUCGCCCCCGACAGCCCGCUCAGCCUGCCCGCCAUCGUCAGCAUCGCCGUGGCUGGCGGCCUCCUCAUCGUCUUCAUCGUGGCCGUUCUCAUCGCCUACAAACGCAAGUCCCGUGAAAGCGACCUCACGCUGAAGCGGUUGCAGAUGCAGAUGGACAACCUGGAGUCCCGCGUGGCCCUGGAGUGCAAAGAAGCCUUUGCCGAGCUGCAGACUGACAUCCACGAGUUGACCAGUGACCUGGAUGGAGCUGGGAUUCCCUUCCUGGACUACAGAACCUACACCAUGAGGGUGCUCUUCCCAGGAAUUGAAGACCACCCUGUCCUCCGGGACCUCGAGGUUCCCGGCUACCGGCAGGAGCGCGUGGAGAAAGGCUUGAAGCUCUUCGCGCAGCUCAUCAACAACAAGGUGUUCCUGCUGUCCUUCAUCCGCACGCUGGAGUCGCAGCGCAGCUUCUCCAUGCGCGACCGCGGCAACGUGGCCUCGCUCAUCAUGACGGUGCUGCAGAGCAAGCUGGAGUACGCCACCGACGUGCUGAAGCAGCUGCUGGCCGACCUCAUCGACAAGAACCUGGAGAGCAAGAACCACCCCAAGCUGCUGCUCAGGAGGACUGAGUCAGUGGCUGAGAAGAUGCUGACCAACUGGUUCACUUUCCUGCUCUACAAGUUCCUCAAGGAGUGUGCUGGGGAGCCCCUCUUCUCCCUGUUCUGUGCCAUCAAGCAGCAGAUGGAGAAGGGGCCCAUCGAUGCCAUCACAGGAGAGGCCCGCUACUCCCUGAGUGAAGACAAGCUCAUUCGCCAGCAGAUCGACUACAAAACCCUGGUCCUGAGUUGUGUCAACCCAGACAACGCCAACAGCCCUGAGAUCCCAGUGAAAAUCCUCAACUGUGACACGAUUACUCAGGUCAAGGAGAAGAUUCUGGACGCCAUCUUCAAGAAUGUGCCCUGCUCCCAUCGGCCCAAGGCUGCAGAUAUGGACCUUGAGUGGCGACAAGGCAGUGGGGCGAGGAUGAUCCUGCAGGAUGAAGACAUCACCACCAAGAUUGAGAACGACUGGAAGAGACUGAACACCCUGGCCCAUUACCAGGUGCCAGAUGGCUCUGUGGUGGCUUUAGUGUCCAAGCAGGUGACCGCCUACAACGCAGUGAACAACUCCACAGUCUCCAGGACCUCAGCGAGUAAAUACGAAAACAUGAUCCGGUACACGGGCAGUCCCGACAGCCUCCGCUCACGCACACCCAUGAUCACCCCCGACCUGGAGAGCGGAGUCAAGAUGUGGCACCUGGUGAAGAACCACGAGCAUGGGGACCAGAAGGAGGGAGACCGGGGGAGCAAGAUGGUGUCUGAAAUCUACCUGACCCGACUGCUGGCCACUAAGGGCACGCUGCAGAAGUUCGUGGACGACCUCUUCGAGACCAUCUUCAGCACGGCGCACCGCGGCUCUGCCCUGCCACUGGCCAUCAAGUACAUGUUCGACUUCCUGGACGAGCAGGCGGACAAGCACGGCAUCCACGACCCGCACGUCCGCCACACCUGGAAGAGCAACUGCCUGCCCCUGAGGUUUUGGGUCAACAUGAUCAAGAACCCCCAGUUCGUGUUCGACAUCCACAAGAACAGCAUCACCGACGCCUGCCUCUCCGUGGUGGCCCAGACCUUCAUGGACUCUUGCUCCACGUCGGAGCACCGGCUGGGCAAGGACUCCCCGUCCAACAAGCUGCUCUACGCCAAGGACAUCCCCAGCUACAAGAACUGGGUGGAGAGGUAUUACUCAGACAUCGGGAAGAUGCCGGCCAUCAGCGACCAGGACAUGAACGCAUACCUGGCAGAGCAGUCCCGGAUGCACAUGAAUGAGUUCAACACCAUGAGCGCGCUCUCCGAGAUCUUCUCCUACGUGGGCAAGUACAGCGAGGAGAUUCUCGGACCUCUGGACCACGAUGACCAGUGUGGGAAGCAGAAACUGGCCUACAAACUAGAACAAGUCAUAACCCUCAUGAGCUUAGACAGCUGAGAACCGUCCUUCCAGGGCCCCCCCUGGAGGGAGGGACACACCAAGCCGUGCCUCAGUCUAGAUUAUCAUCUUUACCAAGUGCAAGUUCCGACUGGCGUCAGCAGCAUCCCCUGAGCAGCGCUCUCUCUCUCUCUCUCUCUGCCUGUUUCCGUCUCCCUCCUUCCUGGACCCCUUCUCUUGCAGUUGCUCUGCUAACACGACUGAACCAAGCCGCCGACCCUCAGUUAGUCCAGAAGGCCCAGCCUCCGGCGAGGGACCUGACCAGAAGACGUCAGAGGGCGCCCUCUUUCUCAGCGGACCCCACGUGUCAGCUUCAGGGCCCGAAUAUGGAUGAGGAGCCGUGGAUGGAGGAUGUCUCUGUGCUGCUCCCUCACCUUCCACUUUGUGACAGCCCCAUACUUGUCCAAGUCUUGGCCUGGGGAGGAGGCAGUGCGCUCAGUAUUACCUUCACUGGGAAGAUGUCACCUGGCCCACAUUUCCAUCUCCAGAGGGUCUGUCAGUGGUGUGGUCCCUUUGCAACCUUGAGAAGAAAGACUGUACCUCCUGCCUGUGGCUAGAGUCGGGGUGUGAGGAGUUGGGUGCCUCACAAGCUGCCUCCCUCUUGUUGGACUGGCAUCCAGUGGCCUCCUUGUCCCCUUACAAUGUUCUUGGAGCCUUUCCAGGUACCCAUGGGGCCCUGCCUGCCCGGUCCCUUCUCUGCCUGUGGGUAACCAGACAGGAGAAGGAAGAGCAGUUACAGUCCACCGUGGAGAUACUCACACCCUCCCAAUCUGGCUCAGAGCGGCAGCGAUGUAACAUGGAGAGGAGGAAAGAAAAGAUUUGCAUCUACCCUGGAAGCAGAAUUGGUUGUUUUCCAUUCACCCCCACAUGUAAACAAGCCACAGCCAUCAUCCUCGGUCUGAUCCACUGCAGAUCCUUGAGUGCUAUCUAGAGAAAGCGCCUCCAUCCUCCUCGGUCAUCGCUCAUCAAGGGUCAAGGUAAAAUGCAGAGUGCGUCCAGGAGAUUCUACCUCCAGCUGUGUCCAUGUCUCCAUUCCCACCGUCCUUCCUGAGAGCUCUCUGGAGUGAACAGCCUCGCCCCUGUCCCCCAGCAGAACCUGGUGCCCCUGCUAUGCAGAUGACGUCGCCACUGGACUGUUCAGACCCCCUCGGGAGUCAUUUCAUCAACAUCCCAGCUGUCUCUUUAGUGGCUCUCCCCCCUCAUCUCCUUGGCAGUCAUCGCUGAAAGAAACACACUCAAGCACAGCCUCGCAGAGACAAACCGAAGUGCCAGCCAAAUUCAACCCCAGGCUUGUCAUGUUUGGGAAGGACCAAAGAAUCAAGAGGAAGGACCUGGCUGGAAAUGGGAGGAGGGACAUACAGCUGACCUUUGCCCUGGCACCCGUCUUUCCAUCCGUCCUUCCAUCUACGGACACAUCAUUUUAGCCAGCAGGCGAGUGUGUGCUCAGCCAUGCGUCCUAGAUGAGCAGGGGCUCUGGUGAGAGACGGUCUGAUGGAGGGCGCUGGAAACCUGUAACCUUGAAGGGACCUUAGAUGCCGCCUCUGUCCGUGGUCCAGUCUCCACCACAGACUCUCUCCUGGCAGCCCCAGUGUUGGGCUGUACACCACUCUGGGAGACAAGCAGAGGCAUCGGCUGAGGUGGAGUUGGGGAUGCGGGUUCCACAGUCUUGCCUUCACUUCCUGAGCAUCAGUCAUCCUUCCCUGCCAUCCAUUCAAAAGGGGCCCCACGUGGAAAGAGGAAGGAACCACACCGUUGCCAGCAACGCCUGUGGAGCAACUUGUCCUUAAAGAUUGCUGGCCCCUUGCAUGUGAAUACACGUGCGUGUGUGUGGAUCUGUCUGCCUCAGGAGCAGGCAGAGAGCUCAGAAAGAUUUCUUGUCCUAUGUAGGGGGAUUUGAAGCAUCUCCCUUCCCUGCCCUUACUCAUCACUCAUCCUGCAGCUUUGGGAUAUUUCAACACUUGCUUUCUAUGCUGAGUGCUGGGGGGGUGGGGGGAGGUGAGGUCACCUAUCUGUAGGAAAUCAGGGUGGGCACUGGACAAGGGAAGCCUGGACCUGACUGGCAGCCGGGCAGUGGUACCCAGAGCAAGGCAGGAUGUGGCGUCAAGGAGAACAAAUGAUGGGCAAACACAAGUAUCCUAACCAGCGGGAAGAGGAACAUGGGAACAGAUGUGCAUCAAGGGGGGAAAACAUAACCAAAGGUUUUGGCAAACGAAGUGCCAGGUGGAGAAGUGAGGAAUUUUUACCCUUGAUCAUUUGAUGUCCUCCCCGGAAGCCACGGGCCCUGGCAGGCCAGGAAGGAAGCAUGCGAGAGGCAGGCUGAGGGAGCGCCCGGGCCACGAAAAUAUUUUUUUGCACAUGUGAAAGAUUGGGGAGAAGAAAGACACAAACAUAUUUAACACAGAUAUGCUGAAAUGGAAGCUGUGUGUGUGAGUAUGUGUGUGUGUGUGUGUGUGUGUGUGUGUGUGUGUUUUGAUUUAUUUUUUAAGUUUUGCACAGUUAGAGGAGAAAAAUGAACAAGCAGGAAAAAAAAGACUGUUAAUCCUGGUUCUGCUGAAGCUUUUCUUUUUUUUUUUUUUUUUAACCGGAUUAUUAUUAUUGUUGUUGUUGUUGUCGGUACAAAACUUUUUUUCCUCCACAUUUUUGUUGUAAGAGAAACAUUAAACACCUCAGAGAAGCAUAAAUGUCAGUAAGAAAGAGAGGAGAAGGAUGGGCCAGUUUCCGUGCUCUGCUCAUUUCUCCUGGAGGAGGGGUUGGGGCAGAGUUGACUUUAAUUGGUGGGGUGGGUUGUAACUGGUGCUUUGCCUGCAGCCCUGCGGCUGCUGGGGGAUGGAGAACUGGAAUAGAGUCACGCAGACCACAGCCCAUCUUGCCCAUAAAAGCUCUCUUUCCCUUUGCUGUUUGUUUUCCAUUUCUUUCAUUUGGAUUCUUGGUGCAUGUGUGAUACAUUUCAAUGUAAAGACAAGGCAGCAUUGUUGAAAAGCUGCUCUUUGCCCCAGAUCUUCGUUCCAAACCUCCCCUUGGAAUCCUCCAUCUCCUGCUGGCAGGCCAGAGAACCCCGGCUGGCCAGCACGCGACAGAGAAGGAACUUGGGCAGACUGGGUCCUGUGGAAGGGAGGUCCCCUGAAGGCCCCCAUCCAUGUCACAGUUAACGUGCAGGGUGACAGUUCUGUUCAAGGUGGGACCUUUAUCUGACUCCUUGAGUCCUGGGCAGAGAGCAGGGGAGAAAAGGCCCUCUCUUCUCACCUCUCCUUCACCCCACCCCUUACUCCUUGAAACCACCAGGGUCCAAAAUGGUACCAGGAGAACACACAGUGAAAGUAAGUGACUGGGGUUAGAUGGGGACUUUGAAUGUUGGGAGGAGAUGGGAUGGUGCCGGGUGGUGGUGAGAAGCAGGAAGAACUUUACCAGGUCCUGAAUUUAAAAGAAUGGGUGGAGAGACACUGGGAAAGUCAGCGGCAGGCUGGUUGUCUCUCCCAGGGGCACAAGUCUCCCCAGGUGCGGGCUCUGCUGUUCUCUGUCCUUCCUUGUAAGGAGAGACCCUGACAUUUCUUGGUAACUGCAAAUAGCAUCAUUAAGUGCCGUUGGCUAUUGUGUCAGUUACUUCCUCAGGAACAUUUUUUUUCUUGCCUUCUUUCUACGUGGUUUUGAAGUCAGGGACCCAGGAGAACCUGAGUGUCCCAUAGGCCAAGGUCUGUUCAACCCCCUGCGGGAUGUGCACCCCGGAAGCCAGCCCUAGAGCCUCCCUCUCAUGACCCUGUGGGCCAGUGAGUGAGUCUGGAGAUGCUUGAGAGAGGGAAGUCAGUUUAAACAAAUCCUGACAGCUGAGGCAGACUGUCCAGGACCAUGCCCAGGCAGCCGCGGAGUGAGGUCUCCGAUCUCUUCCCCACAGGCCCAGCUCGCACCUCCCAGCAAUGUCGGUGGGUUAUCCCAGCACCACCACCCCCUUCCCACGCCCCAGGUCCUCGUGCUUUUGUCCCCUUUGCAUGUCUGGCUCCUGAGUGUGCCCCCCGACCCCAUCCCUCUUGCCCACCUCCAGCACGUGUAGCCUCUGCCCCAAGGCCAUGUAUCCACUAGAACACAGAAGCUGCUCAGCCCCCUGUGGACACCUCCGCCCUCAGUCCAGCCCCUGGGACUGCUCUAGCCCCCUCUCACCCUCCAAAGCUGCCUCGCUGAGUGCUCGGGGCUCCCUGGUCCAGCCACGGCCUGGUGGGUCCCCCAUCAGAGAAGCCACAAACCAUCAUCUCCCAAAUUCUACUACUCCAUUCUACGAGGCAGGUGUUGCAGAUAUUUCCAGAACCCUUAACAACCCCUGGCUCUGACCUAAAAGGGAAAGCCCGGUAUCCCACCUUCCUCCUCUCUCAGGACUAAGGGACACGUCCUUUGGCUUCACAGGAUGUGAAGUCAAAUAUUUAACCUAGUGAAGGUUAAGGUUAAUUAUUGUUAAGAACAGACUUUCCUGCCUCCCAGAGAGCUGAGAAGGGGGAGAUGCUCUGCAGGCAGAAGACUGGUGGACACGCCUUUCUCGGCUCCGAACCACGGCCCUUCCGGGAACAGCCACCCCAGUGAGCAUCCCAGCGCCAGUCUCUGAGAGGCAGUUCUGUGAACGAACACUCUGCAGGUACCAGUCCCUACUGUGCCCCCAGCGGACCGGACCCCGCCCCAGGCAGAUCCUGCCUCUUCCCUGGCCUUUCCUCUUGCUUCUAGUUCACAUCGUCUAGAACCCUCUCUCAGCCCCUCACUCUGCAUCACCUCUCAGGACAGACCCCUAAGGGUCCCUGAUCCCUCAGCCCUUCCCUUCAUCUUUAAGCUGUCGGUGGGCUGAGAUUAAGGAGGGAGCCCAGGUGUGGAUGUUAAAUACAAAUUACUGGGGUUGAGGGGACAAAACUCUUCACCUGCGACUUCCAAGGCGAGGAGGAGGAACUGGAGGCAGGGGGCCCUGUUGUGAAAGAAAUGGGUCAGGACAUCCCUGGAUGUGGCCAUGGCAGGGACGCGUCCUCUGUGGCUGCUGACAUCAUCGGUGUUUCCCCUGCGCCUUCGCUGGCCGGAGCCCGCAGCGCCACCUCACCCCACAGGUGUAGCAAAGGCGUCUUAUCUUACAGAGUGGGGAGCUGAGGGGUGGCCGCAGGUGACUUCGAAGGGGCCACGCCUGAGGGAGGCUGACACACUAUGAGCCUCUUCUUGUGGUGCAGGAACACUGAAUGGCAGCCUCCCAUUCAGAAGGGAAGCUCUGCAGUAAGAUCUCAGACGUUCUCAAGAGACCUUUUUUUAAACUCCAAAUCUUUGCUCCCCAGUAAAAUUAUUCUUUAUUAGGGGGAGUAUCCAACUUUAUAAAAUGUAUAGGAUUUUUUGGUUGUAAAAAAUGGUUGUAAAAAUAAUUCACACUCAUUAGAGUUCCAAUUAAAUUCCUUGGGUAGACCGGUGACUACCCUGAAUCAAAACUAAACAAAACAGAAAAGUCCCUAAUGAAUAAAAAGAGAUUUCUGUUUGUACUGGCAGAGACAGUGAGCUUGGCCGGUGGGACGGCGGCGGGGCAGGUGGAUCUGGGUCCUGACCUUGUUCAGGGAAGCCCCACCUUCCCUCCGCUCUAUCCCCUUUCACUUCCGUCCAGGCUGCCCCUGGUGUUGCUGACUCCUACAGCUUCCCCCAAAGGGCAGCAGGGAGACCCUAUUAGGGAUUGAUCAUGAAGGGACCCCUCCCCCGAGAAGACAGAUGCUCAUGGCAAAUAGGUCUGUGCAACUCAUCUUCCACCAGUUUCUUUAUCUGGAAUUAGAACUUCUUUUGUUGGUACCUUUGAUCUUACAACUCAAGCACAUUUUGGAAAGGCUCCCUUACAAGAGCAGAAUUCAAAACAGAGGCUACAGUUACAGAGCAAUGCAAAGGACACUUAAGAAACUGAGAUGCCAUUUUACCAAACAAGGACUAUUGAAUGCAAUUCAGGCACACGACUAGGAUGGUGUACGUGUCCUUGUGUGUUCUCCUUCCCUCAUCCCUCCCUGAUGUUGCCGUCAGCUUGUUGGCUCGUUAAACUCUCUGUUCUUUAAAAAGAAAAGCUAGUUUACCUCAAAGAAUCUUGUUUCCAUUUGGAAACCAUGACUUUGUGUUUUAAGGUGGACGACCGUCCCCUCCAUCAGUCCCUGCCUGGGCCUGGCGUCCCUGAGGCCGGAGGUCCUGGUUUAGCCAUGUCUUGGCUGUGCUGACCAAGAAUGAGAAUCCCAGGCCCUGAGAUGGGAAGAAGGAUCGGAGGCAGCUGCCCUCCUCCCCAGUUUAGCUUGUUGAGACCAGCCUAUCUCUUCCAGCAGGGUCCUGCCGAGUUACCAUAGCAACCAGCAACUAACUCCAGGGUACCACAACAGACAAUGGCUCAGUGAGCCUGGGGGUUGGGGGAGAGGAGUCUGGCCUGGUCAGAUGACCUGGAGUUAAGUCUCAAACACUGAAGAGAAGAGGAGGAACAGGAAAAGAUGGAUGGGUGGUUUAAGGAACAAGCAGUGGCCUCUGGGUCUCAGAGAUAGGCCACUGAAGGAGGGAGGGCAGUCAUUCCUGUUCCUGUCACUCGCUUCCAGCCCUGCCCCACUUCUAUUUCCAUAAAGCUCCCACCUUGAACACCGACCCUUUGUUAGAACAAAGCAAAAUAUAUCUUUAGACAACAGUGUUAUAAUGAGCCUCAAAGAUAUGUGGAUGGAAUCUGUUGGAGGAAGGAGGGUCUUCUGGUUUUGAUUUUUAAAGAAGAGUAUCCUAGUAAGAUUUAAAAAAAAAGAUUAAAAAAAAAGUUUUUAAAAA